AUGGAUGAACGUGAUAAAUUAAUUAUCACUAUAGUCUUUAGUGUUAUUGGUUUUAUAUCAAUUAUUAUAAUUAUUUGCUUUGUAACUUGGUUUAUUCUUCGUCGUAAAACAAAUUCAACAAAUCAAAAUAAAAGUCUUUCAAUGCCAUAUCGACAACAAUAUGAACAUUCACAAAAUAUAUUAAUAACUAAAUAUGAUAGUAAUAAACGAAAGAAAAGAAAACGAAGAUUUAAUACAAAUGAUUCAUCAAUAUCAUUAUCAUUUAAUCCACCACAUUUAAUUAAUCAAAAUGUAAAAAAUUUAAAUAGAUUACUUUCUCUUGAAUCUUCCUUACCAAUUAAUAUAUGGCAUCAUGAAGAUACAUCAUCAACAACAAAAACAAAUCAUUUUGAUCGUUGUUAUACUAAUCCAAUAAAUGAACCUAUUUAUAUGUCAUCAUCAUCAUCAUCUCUAUUUACACCGAUAUCUAAUCCAAAUACAGAUAUUCAAUCAUAUCAACAAUUAAAUUCUUUACAUUUUCAUAUAUUAAAUGAACUUAAUCAUGAUCUAUGUUUAAAACAAGAACAAAGACCAACUAAUGGUUUAAGAUAUUCUCAAAGUUGUCGUCAAACAAAUGAUCCAUUACCAUUUGAUUAUUAUCGUUCAAUAAGACCAUCAAUUAUGACAAUAAAUGAAAAUCUAUUAGAAAUAAAUCGUAAUCGAACAAUUAAACAUUCAAAUACAACAUUAAUGCAUAAAGCACAUAUAGCACAAUUAAGAGAUGAUACUGCUAUUUUGUAUUAA
This is a messenger RNA of Rotaria sp. Silwood2, 783 nucleotides long. Lineage: Eukaryota; Metazoa; Rotifera; Eurotatoria; Philodinida; Philodinidae. The record is from the annotation of a GenBank genome assembly.